UAGCAUUCAGGAACAAAAUUAAAAAUUGAAAAUUGCGUUCUUCCGCCAUUGACGUAUUCGAUGAUGUAAGCUUACGGGAAGCUCCACAAGAUUCUUCUUCUUCUUCAGGUAUCUGAAGUCACUAAACACGUCAAUCACAAAUUCCUUUUACUUUUCCUCUCUGACAAUCUUUCUACACUUCAUCUCUCUAUAUAUAUAUAUCGAAUCUUGAAACUGAUUUGAAAGAAGAAGAAGAAGAAACCUAACGAAGAACAUUCGAAAAAACCUAAACUGUUUUUUACUUUGAGCUUGAAUCUGUAAAAAUGGAAGGCAUUGAAUCUGGGUCUAAACAAGGAAAGAGAGUGGUUGUGAUCGGCGGCGGAAUCGCCGGCUCACUCGCCGCGAAAUUGCUUCAGUUCGAUGCUGAAGUCACACUCAUCGAUCCGAAGGAGUAUUUUGAGAUUACAUGGGCAAGUUUGAGAUCCAUGGUGGAGCCUAAGUUUGCUGAGAGAACAGUGAUUAACCACAAGAGUUACUUGAAACAAGGCCGUCUUGUAACUUCUCCGGCGAUCAAUAUCACAGAGAGUGAUGUUAUGACUGAAGAUGGAUCUGUGAUUGGAUAUGAUUAUCUUGUGAUUGCUACAGGUCACAAUGACUUGUUCCCUAAAACUAGACAAGAGAAGCUGUCACAUUAUCAAUCUGAAUAUGAGAAGAUAAAAUCUUCUGGAUCAGUUUUGAUUGUUGGUGGAGGUCCAUCUGGUGUGGAGCUAGCUGCGGAAAUCGCGGUUGAUUUCCCGGAGAAGAAGGUUACUCUGGUGCAUAAAGGACCAAGAUUGCUUGAGUUUGUUGGACAAAAAGCUGCUGAUAAAGCAUCUGAUUGGUUAGAAUCAAAGAAAGUGGAAGUUAUAUUGAACCAAUCUGUGGAUUUGAGUUCAGCUUCGGAUGGAAACAAAAUAUACCGGACUUCAGGAGGAGAAACUAUACACGCAGAUAUUCACUUCCUCUGUGUUGGGAAACCUUUGUCUUCUCAAUGGCUCAAUGGAACUGUUCUGAAAGAUAGCUUGGAUGGUAAAGGAAGAGUCAUGGUCGAUGAGUACUUGCGGAUUAGAGGUCGAAGCAAUGUAUUCGCUGUUGGAGAUAUCACUAAUAUCCCUGAGAUGAAACAAGGAUAUAUAGCAGAGACUCAUGCUAAUGUCGUUGUGAAGAACAUAAAGGUAAUGAUGUCAGGUGGGAAAAAGAAGAAGAUGUCGACUUACAAGCCCGGUCCAGAGUUGGCCAUUGUAUCUUUAGGAAGAAAGGACUCGGUGGCUCAGUUUCCGUUUGUGACAGUUGUUGGUUGCCUCCCUGGUUUGAUCAAGUCUAAGGAUCUGUUUGUGGGGAAGACAAGGAAGGCAAGAGGCCUAAAUCCUAAACUUGUAUAAGUUUGAUUCCUAUUGUGUUUUGAGGUUACAUCUUGUGUGCAGAUGUAAUCAUGUUGUUUGUGUUUGUGUUUGUUUUUGUGUUGAUUUCAUUGUUUCAGUGUGUGUUGAUUUUGCUUUAUGUUGGUAUCUAAUGUAUAAAUAAUGGAAUUAUUUGAGUCGACUAAACCGGAAAAUCAAAUAAGAUCAAACCGGAAACCAAACAUAAACCAGAAAAAAAAACAAAUUGAAA
This is a messenger RNA of Arabidopsis thaliana (thale cress), 1629 nucleotides long. Its product is annotated as FAD/NAD(P)-binding oxidoreductase family protein. Gene Ontology annotation, biological process: respiratory electron transport chain; regulation of programmed cell death. NCBI's taxonomy places the organism in Eukaryota, Viridiplantae, Streptophyta, Magnoliopsida, Brassicales, Brassicaceae. Gene Ontology annotation, molecular function: oxidoreductase activity. The transcript is spliced from 4 exons. Bases 303 to 1400 code for a protein of 365 amino acids. The record is from RefSeq and is marked reviewed.